Messenger RNA from Abrus precatorius (Indian licorice), 3618 nucleotides. RefSeq names its product RNA-binding KH domain-containing protein RCF3. NCBI's taxonomy places the organism in Eukaryota, Viridiplantae, Streptophyta, Magnoliopsida, Fabales, Fabaceae. The coding region runs from base 143 to 1786 and encodes 547 amino acids. Gene Ontology annotation, biological process: regulation of gene expression. Gene Ontology annotation, cellular component: cytoplasm; nucleus. The transcript has 7 exons. Gene Ontology annotation, molecular function: mRNA binding. The record is from RefSeq and is a predicted model, not a curated record.
GAGAUACCAUUAUGUAAGAGAUAAAAGGCAUAAGAUUGUGUGGGGUUAGUAUAUUAAAACACAAGCAACCCUAAGAUUUUCUUGUUUUUUCUUGUAAAAGCUCUAAAUUUGAUUUAGAAGCUGAUAUCAAGCAUUUGCUGUGAUGGCUGGUCAAAGGAGUGGUUAUGGUAAGCGCCCCCACCCUCAAUCUGACUAUGAUAAUGGAGCAAAUAAAAGGAGAAAUCACGGUGAUGAAAGAGAGCAGUUUGUGAUUGAUCCAGAAGACACCGUAUAUCGUUAUCUGUGCCCUGGCCGAAAGAUUGGCAGUGUUAUUGGUAGGGGUGGCGAGAUUGUUAAGCAACUGAGGGUAGAAACUAAGUCUAAGAUUAGAAUUGGUGAAACUGUGCCGGGUUGUGAGGAACGUGUUAUUACUAUUUACAGCCCCAGUGAUGAGACUAAUGCUGUUGAGGAUGGUGGCAAUUACGUGUCGCCUGCACAGGAUGCUCUGUUUAAGGUGCAUGACAGAGUGGUUGCUGAAGACUUGCAUGGUGAUCAGGAUGAUGAUGGAGGUCACCAAGUGACUGCUAAGCUGCUAGUACCGUCUGAUCAGAUAGGUUGUGUUAUUGGAAAAGGUGGGCAGAUAGUUCAGAACAUACGUAGUGAAACUGGGGCCCAGAUUCGUAUUCUCAAGGAUGAACAUUUACCUGCAUGUGCCUUGAGCUCUGAUGAACUUGUGCAGAUUUCUGGGGAUGCUGGAGUUGUGAAGAAGGCUCUGUAUCAAAUUGCAUCACGACUUCAUGAUAACCCUUCACGAUCUCAGCAUCUUCUUACUUCUGCUGUUCCUGGUGUGUAUCCUGCCGGGGGUUCACUCAUUGGUCCAACUGCAGGAGCUCCAAUUGUGGGGAUAGCUCCCCUUGUUGGUGCUUAUGGGGGAUAUAAAGGUGAUGCUGGUGACUGGCCCCGAUCCAUGUACUCAGCUCCAAGGGAUGAGGCAUCUUCAAAGGAAUUUUCAGUUCGAUUGGUUUGUCCAACAGGAAACAUUGGAGGUGUGAUAGGAAAAGGUGGUGUUAUAAUAAAUCAAAUUAGGCAGGAUUCUGGGGCAACAAUCAAAGUUGAUAGUUCAGCAGCAGAAGGAGAUGAAUGCUUAAUAAACAUUUCGACAAAAGAGUUUUUCGAAGACACUUUCUCUCCAACAAUAGAAGCAGCUGUCCGUUUGCAACCUCGAUGCAGUGAAAAGGUUGAAAGAGAUUCUGGAAUCAUCUCUUUCACUACCCGUCUGCUGGUAUCAACCUCACGAAUUGGUUGCCUUAUUGGUAAAGGGGGAUCUAUCAUAACUGAGAUGAGGAGGCUUACAAAAGCUAACAUUCGCAUUAUUUCAAAGGAAAAUCUUCCUAAAAUUGCAUCUGAUGAUGAUGAAAUGGUGCAGAUUUCAGGAGACCUCGAUAUUGCCAAGGAUGCUCUUGUGCAUGUACUUACACGGUUGAGAGCAAAUCUUUUUGAUAGGGAGGGUGCUCUCUCUGCAUUCCUUCCAGUUCUGCCAUAUCUUCCUGUUUCAGCAGAUGGAUCAGAUGGUCUAAACUAUGAUAGUAGAGAUGGUAAAAGACAUGGACGAGGACAUUCGUAUUCAAGUGGGUAUGGAGGCUCCAGUGAUUUAGCAGCUGGUGACAUUUAUGGAAGCUAUGGUGGUUCACAGCUUGGAAGCAGCGGUGCUUAUGGGGCUUAUGGAAGUUAUUCUUUGGGACGGUCUAGUACUGCUGGGUUGUCUAGCCAGAGCAGUCUUUCUAGGAGGAGAAACCAUGCUUACUAAACAUCAUGAACCUCUGCAGGUAGAAUACAGUUUUCAUAAACACAUUUAUCUUUUAUCUGGCAACUUCCUAUAAUAUAGAAGAGUGUCAUUAGUAUAUAGAGAUUGAUAUCUUAACCUGACCAGUACCCAUUUAGAAUUCUGAUGAUAUUGUUUUCCCUUUGUUCUCUUUCCCAUACCACCCAAACAGCUGAGAUUAUGAAGCCUGCAGCCUGCCUACUGCCUAAACCAGAAGACCAGAUGAACCAGGGUUUGACAAACUUAUGGCCCACCCUGACGCUUCUACUUAGAGGACCCAACUUAUGUGGAGACUAUUGAAAUUUGCCAUGUCCAUUUUACCUUAUUUCCCAAGCUUGAUAACUUGUGCUCCCAAGAACCUAUAUAGCUCUGGCUUGCCUUUAUUUCUGUUUUUAUUAUUCUGGUUAAUUUGUCUUUAGAACUGUAAAAAAAAUCAUGUAGUUUUGAUAAUCCAGCAGUUGUAUACUAUUUAUUGUUUUUGGGUUUUACUUUCUCAUAGUUCAUGGUCACUUGCUGUAUGAGCUUUUGUGUUUAUUUAAGUUUCAUGUUUAUUCCUCCUAAGUUGACCUUAUAUACUUCAAAAUUUGGUGGAGUUUUGGUGUCAUCUGUAUUGCAGGUGCCACUAUUUGCCUAUAAUAUAUCAUUGUGAGCUGGUAAAGCCGUGUUGCAUUAUUUGACUUUGAAAAUUCAUACUUAUGGAUAUUGUUUUGAGUAUCUUACACGACUACACCUCAGUCAAAGGUAUGAAAGCUGUUCUUAGUUAUGUUGUUAACUGAACUACUGAUGCUCAUAGUCAAAUACUAACUUGUUUGAGGAAAGAAAUGCAUGGUCUGUGGUGAUUCAGAAAUAGAGGGUCUAUUUGAUGAAUUUUAUUUUGAGAAUAUGUUUUGAAAGCUUCAAGGUUCUCCAGAGGCAGUGACUGGUAAUUUGAUGUGAAAAUAAACAUUUAUUAAAACAAGGUAAAGAAAACAAACUUAUCCAAAAUCCUAAAAUUAGAUAAAAAGAUAGCAUCCGAACAGAUCUUUUGUUUUGGUUUCGUUUUUCAAAACAAAAAAUCUGUUUUCAAAAACAGUAAUGAAACUGUUCGUUUCUUUUCUUAUUUGCCUCUAUGACACAUGCUUGGAUAUUUCAAUUAUUAAUGCUGGGCAUUUUUUAUUUAUUUAUUUUUAUCUCAAUUAACAUUCAGCUGCAUUGAAUUGUUUAUUUUGUGUUUUUUUACUUUAAAUUCUGAUUGCUGGGUAGCAAUUAUAUUGGAGUACCAACUCACAAAAUGGUUGGCUUACAAAAGAAGAGAUUAGCUCUCAGGCCAUUGGGUCCCCUGCACCGGUCAUUGAUUUGAGUCUUUCAAUAUGCUGUCAGUGAUCCAAUGGCCCGUGCUAAUGUGUGCCUAGUGUUUCUCCUAUAAUACUGUUCUCAAGUACUUGUCUGAAAACAAUGGCCCAGGGAUGCAGUGCCCCGAAUUUCUUUUGGAGGUUUGGUGUCUUCCACUUUCCAGGUAGUUGGAUCGAUAAAUCUAAUGUUAACAUUCUACUUUCAGUACUUUGGUGAUGCCUGGAGAUAUUUUGGAUGAAUUGGAAUUCGGUGGUUAAUGUGGUAGGAUUGUCUAUAAUAACGUUUAUUGUUUUUACCGUUUUGUAAUUUUAACCAAAAACACUUUGUUUUCUUCUGUGCAACUCGCUUGGUAGGCCUUAUUAGGUAAGUUACUUUUUCGGAUACUGUUGAUGAUUCCCUUCUGAUUGGUGCAAAAACAUCACGACUAUAUUUGCUUUAUGAUUUGGUUCACAGUAUUAUUAUUUAUUUGACUGGUAUAUUACUUC